Messenger RNA from Rattus norvegicus (Norway rat), 7703 nucleotides. The record is from RefSeq and is a predicted model, not a curated record. NCBI's taxonomy places the organism in Eukaryota, Metazoa, Chordata, Mammalia, Rodentia, Muridae.
UUGGCCUUGAGCAGAGCUGCAGAGAUCUGCCUAGGCAGUUCUAGAUAAAGGCAAAAACGAGGCUGGAAGUGGCUCUGGCUGUGGCCUUCGUGGAGACACAGCCUCCCUGGAGGCCAAGGGUUUCUCUGCGUCCUACCUCGCUGCAGGGGCAGAUGGCCUUCCUGUCAAGGUUUCCCUUCUGAGGAGAAGAGGCCAGGACAAUCUAUUUUCAGUUUCCAUUGGACUUAGGGAGGGCAGUUCUGAGGGAGUGGUGUCCUGGGUCAUUGUGGUCACGCUUACCUGUUACCACGUCCAGUAUGUGGCCUAAGGGUGCACCCCCCCCCAAUAAGGUGCUUAAAAGUGUUACUGCCCAGGUGGUGAGUGAGUGGGGAGGGCAGGGUUCCUCCCACCUGCUGCACAGUGCACACUCGGUUCUGUUGAAUGGUUGUGGAAUGUAUGGGUGGCCUCUGAGGAGGCUUCUCUCUUCCCAGCCCCUCCAGGGAUAGAAUCUCAGGUGUGGGGGGGUGCUGAGGAGAAUCAUGGCCUUGCAGCUACUCCUUGACUGUGGCCUGAUGGGAGCGGGGGUCUCCUGGAAUCCUCCCACUGUGAUAGAAUUGCCCUUCAGUAGCCUGAGGUUCAGGGUCUGACACCCUUGGGCUCUGCCAAUUAAAAAUCUGUCUGAUCUCGUAUGGCUUGCAUCACACACACACAUGCAUGCACGCACACACACACACACAGUGAUUAUUUCCUACUGUGGGAAAGGGAGCUGAACUCAGGCUCUAGCCAAGGCGGCCGUGCCACAGCUCAGUUGAAGGGCGGCCUACACUCAGAUCUGGAAGCAGAAUGCUUUUGCACAGUCAAAACGGAAACACUCAACAGCUGUCCCCAGUACCCAGCACCUUGCUAUUUAUUCCCAAGCUCUCCCUCCACCCUCUCGGGACUCCCUGCAGCCCCCAGAUACGGAGGGAGAUGACAGAAGGCCAGCCCCCCCAAUCCCAAGACUCUUCUUUGAAUAAAAUAGACAGCCCAGAGACAGCGUCCGCCCUGCUCAUUGUUUGGUCUCGGGCAACAGACUCAAUUCUCCUCAGCGCAGGAAGUUUCUCUCCUCCUCCAUCCGCUGUCACGGCCCCUUAUCUGCAGUCCAGCUAUGAAAGGGCAUUUCGACAGCCCGGGUGUUAUCUGGCGGAAAGACUUUUCCUCGGUUGACUCCCAGAUAAGACGUCUUAUCUAAUCCCACGUCAGGGAUGGUGCCUGAGCUCCGUAAUCACUGAGGCUUGCAACACUGUCCCUCCCACCCCCAGCCCCCUUUAUUAUUAAAGUCACAAAAGGCCUUGAGCUUAUAAACAGUGCGAUUUGCAGACAGUGUGGCUCUCCAGAUGGUCCCCGGCUGGGCCGGACUGUGAUGAUUCCGUUCUGGGGGGGCCGCGGGACCAGCCAUCUGCAGAUGGGAUGGGGCUGGGCAAGGAGGAGGCAGACUGGAAAUCACAGGAGAGGUGUGAGUGUUUUACGUGCCCAAUAGAGCCCUAUUCUUGCCUUGCUGUGUGACCUUGAAAAGGACCCUUGAUGUCUCUGGGCUUCUCAUACAUUUCAUCUCACAGCUAAUUCAUUAGAGGCCUUGUUUUUCGUUUUGUUUUGUUUUGUUUUAAUUUGUAUCUGUAUGCCUGGGUGAGUGUAUGCAUACAUGUACACAUGCCCGUUAAGGCCAGAGGGAGGGUGUGAUAUCUCCCGGUACUGGAGUUAUGUGGGUGCUAGGAAUUGAACUCAGAUCCUCUUUAAGAGCAACAAUCCCAGGCACUGGCCCUUCCAGAGGUCCUGAGUUCAAUUCCCAGCAACCACAUGGUGGCUCACAAUCAUCUGUAAUUGGAUCCGAUGCCCUCUUCUGGUGUGUCUGAAAACAAACAUACAUAAAAUAAAUUUUAAAAAAUCUUUAAAAAAGGGGGGGGGGCCAGCAGUCACUCUUAGCUGCUGCGCUGGCUCCCAAUGUCUGCCUUUUAAGUGAUGUCUGCAGAGAUAGUGGGAGAUAAGACAUGGCCCUCAGCCCUUAGAAACUUACGUACAGUCCAGUAGAGACAGACAGACAGACAGACAGACAGACAGACAUGAAGCUGGCAUUACAGCUUGGUGUGAUUGGUGUUGUGGCAACGAGGGACACCCGGCGGAGAGGCCAGCCCUGAACUCAGAUGGUUUGGGUGGCAGCGCCCCAGGCAGAGGACACAGCAGGUGCCAUGAUCUGGAGGUCUGAGGCAGUUAGUCAGGAGGAGGGCCUUGAGGAGGGAGCCCUGGGAGACUGGGCAGCCCAGGGAAAGACGUUUAAAGACCAAAGCGUUGGUGUGAUGUGGAAACUUGGGCAUAUUGCGCUCCCUUGUAAUACUUGGCUGGCCCCUGCCCCCAUCCCCACAGUUCCCACAGUUCCCACAGUAGGGCACAGGGUUUGGGAAGAAGGGAGAGAGAUCUGGGAGACCUGAGGAAGCAGAUGAGAAGCUCCCCACUCCUCCUCCAAGUGAAGAUGAUGUCACUGUGGGUCAGGCAGCCUGGUCCUCCAGAGGUGAGAACUGGCAGGAGCUACCCUGAGAAGCUGGGGUAGUCAGGUCCUUCCAGGACUAGAUGCCACACUGGCCUAAGCUCGCUCUGGGGGCUCUGUGGUUGCUCCCAGACUGCUUGGGCAUUCAAUCACCAGAGGCUGGAGGUCCCUGGGAUGCAGCUGGGGUCUGAAAAGCCACCAGUAUAGGCGUGCUGCCCUCAUUCAUCAGCUGCAGCCCAUCCUGUCCUCAGCUACAAGUGUGUCGGGAUGGCCGGCCUACCAGGAUCCCUCAUCCUGGAGCAAGCCUGGGACCCUCCUGCACCCAGUGAGAGGUUGGGUCAGGACUCAGUUUUAUGCCUGGGGGCACCAGAAGAAUCAUGGAGUGGCUUUAAAAAGUCAGAGUAUUGCCCGACCUGUACAGGGACUGGGGGAGACUGCUCCAUCCUUCCUCCUCCUAGCCAAAUAAGCCUGCCUUGAGGAAGUCAGCACUUGGGGGAGUCUCUGGGUCUGCUGUCUUCAGUCAGCAUUGCCUGUGAAGAAGGGCCUGGGUGGGGUUCGCACAUCAGGAUGGCAGGAAACCUCAUGGAGAGACGUAGGCGGGGUCCAGGCAGAUAACACCAGCCUUGGGUGUGCCAGUCCCGUGUCCCCGUGGACUGUCACCAUGGACAUUUCAGGGACCCCCACCCACCCACGUGACAGAGUGUGACACCGGUUUACACUGCAUGUGCACAAGUGUGUGCCUACAAAGUGUGAGGAAGCCCAGCACCCUCACCUUGGUAGGGUGGACCAUGGCCUGGAGGAUGUGGCGUAUGCUGGUGGUGCCCCAGCAGGCCUGUUUCUGCCCCAUGACACCAUCCAGGGUCCCCGAAAAGCCGUGAUGCUUUCUGCAAUCAGGGUCUUUCAUCUGAAUGUGAGCCCCACUUCACUCCCUCCCCGAGCGGUGUCGUUUCUGCCUGAUCGUAAUGGCAUAUUUUAAAAUUACCAGAAAUCAAAGCUGGGAAGUGGGUAGCUGUUGCUGCUUUUAUUGCCUCGCUGUGUUAAGACUGGAGCCUGGGGGAGGGGAAGAGCACCCCCUCCCCCAUAGCCAUCCAUCCCCCACUUCCUCUCUCUUUCUCUCUCUCUCCCUCUCUCUCUCUCUUUUUUUUUAGACAGUAAUAGGAGAAAAUUGGUUUUGAAACUGAAUAAAAGUCCCUUUCAGAGGAAGCCUUUACUCUCGGGUACCUUUGCUGAAAGUAAAAUAGAGCGUAAUGAAAGGUGGUUACGUGGUUGUCUUUCAUUUACGGAGAGGCCAGGACAGACGGGAGGCUGCCACCGUCUCGGGGAAAUACAAGAUUGGAAUAAUUGCGCGGUAACAAGGAGCUUGUUGUGAAAUUAGUAUCUUAAGAAAGCGGUGAAAAAAGGUUUUUCCUCAUGAAUACUUCAUUAUUAGAAGCGGCAGAAUCCUGGGCUUCAGACACCUGUUUAGUAUUAAAUACCUUCCCCCUCUUCCCUUAAACACCACCCCCUCCUCCUUCUAACCAGCUCAGGAUGGAGGCAACCCAGGCUGGCUGCCAGGGACAGGGGUGGCGGUAGGGAGGAGCCCUUCUCUGAGGCAGGCAGAGAACAGGGGGAACCUGACUCCCUUAUCCUCCACAGUGGCCUCCAAGGCUGGCUUGUACUGAAACCAGUGCUCAGGAAGAUGGGCUCUAUGGGGACACACGGGCUUCCUGUGCCCCCCUAUCCCUGGUGUCUGGCGUAGGGAGAUGAACACAAAGUAGGCUAUGAGAAGCCCAUCUGGGCUGCCACCUAAGGGCUUCUGUGGUUGACUCUGGCCGUACCCUUCCUUUUCGGGGUGAGCACAGUCAGAGUGGAGCACCCCAAAACUCCCCAGCAUACCAUCCUGACAUCUCUUCUCCAGGAGUACUGCGAGAACACCCCCAAACGGGUACCAGACCAGCACUUAUGUUAAAGGACACUGUACCCACCAGCACUACCUGGAUACUCCUGUAUGGACACCCAAAAUGACCAAAUGGGUCCCUCUCCCAUUUGUGCUCCCAUAUUUGCUGAUGUAUUAUGGGACUAUGAGAGAGCUGAGGUCCACCACCAGGCAAAGAAGAUCUUGAAUUAGGGCACAGAGCAGUGACCCAUAUGCUGAGCUAGCCAAGGGCACACGAGGCUUAUGAGUUCUGGCCAUGCUGUGAUGGAGGGCCACCCCCUGAGGCCUGGUUCCUUCCUGUGAUGCCUCUGGGGCACCUCUGGAAGCCAUAGUUUCCUCAUCUGAAAGAGAUGGGAUGUCUGGCCCAGAGCCAGGCACAGUGGCACAUCCCUCUGAUCCCAGCACCUGGGAGGCCAGCCUGGUCUGCAAAGAGACAUGCCUCAGAAACGACGAAUCUGACGUUCCUUGGGGUGCUGGGGAGGACAGGAGGUUGCUCAGAGCAGCCCCCGUGAGUGACCAAUGCCUCAUGUUUCUCUUCAAAGGAAUCCUGCUGCAGAGCGUGCCCCACCCGGGGCUCCCAGCUCAGCCAUGCUGGCCUGUCUGCAGAGGACGCAGAACCCACCCGGCCAGCACCUGACCUGUCCAAGCAAGAGCCUGGAGCUGCGCAAGUUUGGUGGCUCAUUGGAUACUCAAGAUAAACUCGGAACGAAAGCAUAACGCAGAGGGCAAAUGAGUUUUCGCACCGCAAUGGCAGACGCUUGCCUGGAAAGAGAGUUUAAGGGGGUUUCAUUUUCUCCCCUCCCGGCAGCUGCUUUUGCUGAGUCUGGCGAGUCAGUGGCCAGCUCUAUGCCUUCCUCCCGCUACCCAAGCCCAGCCGAGCUGGACGCGUAUGCCGAGAAGGUGGCCAACAGCCCCCUGUCCAUCAAGAUCUUCCCCACCAACAUCCGAGUGCCGCAGCACAAGCACUUGAGCCGCACAGUCAACGGCUAUGACACCAGCGGCCAGCGUUAUAACCCCUACCCUCAGCACACCACUGGCUACCAGGGCCUGCUGGCCAUCGUCAAGGCUGCGGUCUCCUCGACUGCCGCCACGCCUGCCGGGCACACCAAGAGCGUGCUCAAGAGCGUGGAGGGCAAGCGGACCAAACUGUCACCGGCCACUGUGCAGGUGGGCAUUGCACCCUACCCAGUGCCUAGCACCCUGGGGCCCUUGGCCUACCCGAAGCCACCCGAGGCACCUGCACCACCGCCUAACCUGCCUGCGGCAGCCACUGCCACCUCUGUGAUCCCUCUGCCGGGCCGGGGCCUGCCCCUGCCCCCCUCAAACCUACCCUCCAUCCAUAGCAUCCUAUACCAGCUCAACCAGCAGUGCCAGGCCCCAGGUGUCGCACCAAGCGCCUGUCAGGGCGUGGCCGUGCCCCACCCCAGUCCAGCCAAGCACGGCCCGGUGCCUAGUUUUCCUAGAGUGGCUUACUCGGCCACAGCCGGUCUGCCAGACUGCCGGAAGGGCACAGAACUGAGCCAAGGAGCCACACCAGCCCUGACACUGGCUGGGGCCACCAAACCUGCAGGGUACUCGGAAGGCGGCCUGGAUUACCUGCUGUGGCCACAGAAGCCACCCCCGCCCCCACCCCAGCCGCUGCGGGCCUACGGUAGCAGCAGCACCGUCGCCAGCAAGUCCCCAGAGACUUGCAGCGGGAGGGCAUUCGAGAGGGCCAACGGGUCGCCCCACAACUGUGGCAUGGGGCUGCCCGGCGGCUUCACCGUGGGCCAGUACUUCGCCGCCCCUUGGAACAGUGUUCUGGUGACGCCUACUAGUGACUGUUACAAUGCAGCCGCUGCCGCCGUAGUGACAGAGCUGGGGCCAGGAGCUGCCCGGGAGCUAGCCGGGCCUCCUGUUGACACGCUCUCAGGCCUGACCAGCAAGAGCGUGUGUAACACAGCGGUACUGAGCAGCAGUCUCCAGUCGCUGGAGUAUCUCAUCAACGACAUCCGGCCACCCUGCAUCAAGGAACAGAUGCUAGGCAAGGGCUACGAGACGGUGGCCGUGCCCAGGCUGCUGGACCACCAGCACGCCCACAUCCGCCUACCUGUCUACAGAUAAGGUCUGCCCUGCGGGCACGUGGACAGAUGGACAGGGUGCAGGCGGUGGCAGGCCAUAGCACUGGGCAGGGAGCUCGCAGGGCGCCCCGCCCGCCCGCCCGCCCUGUGACAACAGGGAAGCCAGGCUGGUUACCUCCUCACUACAGUGGGCAGGCAGGUCGACCUCAUACACCAGGGCUUCUCCCCCCUCCCCACACUUGCUGCCCCAGGAAGCAGGGAGGGUCCCGGGCAGGCUGCAAGGUUCAUCCAGGCAGGGAGAGAGGGCCUUCUGCAAACAAGAAGUUCCUUCUGGGUCUCCAGCAGAGGGGUGCUCCUCACCCCGUGUCAUACAUACACUGGGUCUCUACCCACAACCUCCCGGUCUCAGAAAGGGAGCAAAGGGGAUCCGCAGCUCGUCCCUGGGUCCAAAGUGCCCCACCCCCCCCAACUAAUCCAGGUGAAGACCACCCUGACUCCAGACUCCCAGAGGCCUCAGGACUACCAGCCCCGUUCCUGCUGACCUUUCCCCGACCCACCCACCCUCCCUACUAGGAAUCACGCCCGCCCUACUCUGUGCACCCCAGACCAACCUCUCUUCCGUCCCCUCCAGCACAUCUCACAGGGCUGCUGGGAACAGCUGGUGCGUGGCUCACACAAGGGCACCUCGCCCAAGGAGACUCCACAUGCAACCUAGACUUGUAUAUUUAUUACAGCCGUCUGCAUUUCAAGGAAGGGACACCAUCUUCCUAUCCGCACAAAGAUGUCAUGGGGUGUGCUAACAAGGGACCUGUAAAUUCAGGCUCCAUUCGCAAGGACGAUCUUGCCUUCUUCACGUGUCGGGGGUCUCCUGGGGACCAGUGGGAGGGUGACCUGGCUAUAACUGGAAUACCCAAUCCAGCUCCUAUUCUACACACCCCCUCCCCCAGGUCUGGCCUGCACUGCUUGGGGCGGGGCGGGGGAGGGGGUUUAGAUAAGCCCAGAAGUCCUCAAGGCCUGCAGUCCCCUGGCCCCGCAGGCCCCAGGCGUUCCGGAAGGAAGCGGUACUGUAUCUCUCCAAGGCCUGUCUGAGCACUAAGUGCAUUUACAAAUCUCUGAGAAUGUUUUUUUUUAUACUAAAAUUGACCGUUAUAUUCUACUGUGAGAAGUGCGGUCUGUCUGCACUAUAUUGUUUUAAAAACGAAGAGAAAGAAGAAAAAAAAAAGGAAAA